Messenger RNA from Salvia hispanica, 1713 nucleotides. Lineage: Eukaryota; Viridiplantae; Streptophyta; Magnoliopsida; Lamiales; Lamiaceae. The record is from RefSeq and is a predicted model, not a curated record.
AUACCAUGUUUACUUCAUGUCAAUGAUUCAACACAGCUGGAGAUAUCAUCUCAUGGCUGAUCAAAACGCUGAUGAUGCCGGAAAGUGGAAGUUUCCGGUCUUUGUCUUCUUCCAAGACGUUAGGAAUGUGUUCAAGAGGGAUGAGCUAGGGUUGGAGAUAAUGCGCAUAGCGUUACCGGCUGCCCUUGCAUUGGCAGCGGAUCCAAUAGCGUCUUUGAUUGACACGGCCUUCAUCGGGCACUUGGGCCCGGUGGAGAUGGCAGCAGUGGGAGUUUCCAUUGCCAUUUUCAACCAAGCUUCCAAAGUCACCAUAUUCCCACUUGUAAGCAUCACCACCUCAUUCGUCGCUGAGGAAGAUACCGUCAACACUGAUCACCACCACCUCGACUUGGAGAAGGCGUCCGACACCACCAACAUUAAUGCCAUUGAUGACAAAUCCAGCAAGAUCAAGGCUGAUGAAGAAGCUAAAACAUGCGUGUCGAAUGUGGAGAGCAAGGAGAAGCGCCACAUCUCUUCAGCAUCGACAGCACUGGUUCUUGGAUUAGUGCUGGGGAUCAUCCAGACCAUAUUCCUUGUAUUCCUUGCAAAACCACUCUUGAGAUUGAUGGGAGUCAAGCUGGGAUCUCCAAUGCUGGAACCUGCAGAGAGAUACCUAAGCAUAAGGUCACUUGGUGCUCCAGCAGUUCUCCUCUCUCUAGCCAUGCAAGGCAUCUUUCGCGGAUUUAAAGAUACUAAAACUCCUCUUUAUGCUAUUGUUAUAGGUGAUCUAACAAACAUAAUCUUGGACCCCAUCUUAAUAUUCGUGUGUCGUUGGGGUGUCUCUGGUGCUGCCAUUGCUCAUGUCCUUUCACAGUACUUGAUCACUCUAAUUCUGUUUAGCAAGUUAGCAACACAGAUUGUGAUAUUACCUCCAAGCCUCAAACAUCUGCAGUUGAAAAAAUUCCUCAAGAAUGGUUCCCUCCUACUAACAAGAGUGAUAGCUGUGACUAUCUGCGUGACUUUGGCUGCUUCGUUGGCUGCAAGGUUCGGCUCCACUCCCAUGGCUGCAUUCCAGAUAAGCCUUCAAGUCUGGCUCACUUCUUCACUCCUUGCUGAUGGCUUGGCAGUUGCUGGACAGGCAAUCCUUGCUUGUGCAUUUGCUGAGAAGGAUUAUAAGAAAGCAACAGCAGCUGCAAUUCGAGUGCUGCAGAUGGGAUUUGUGCUUGGGAUUGGCCUUGCUGUGCUGGUUGGAGUAGGGCUGCAGUUCGGAUCAGGAAUAUUUUCCAAGGACAAAAAUGUUAUUCAUAUGAUCGCCAUAGGCAUCCCGUUUGUAGCAGCGACGCAGCCUAUAAACUCGCUAGCAUUCGUGUUUGAUGGUGUCAAUUUUGGAGCGUCUGACUUUGCAUACUCAGCAUACUCCAUGGUGCUAGUGUCCAUAGUAAGCAUUGGUUCAUUGUUUCUACUCUCAAAAGCAAAGGGUUUCAUUGGGAUAUGGUUGGCUUUAACUAUCUACAUGGGACUAAGAACAUUUGCAGGCUUUUGGAGGAUGGGAACGGGAACAGGACCUUGGGGCUUUCUCAAGGGUAGAUCGUCGUCAUAGAAAAUAUAUGUGAUCCUAAAUAUGUACUGAUACUAAUAAACUUCAUCCACACAUUAUUGCUGUAUUUUUGAGUUUAUCAUUGUUUUCUUCAUUCAAGAUCCUCCUCCACUUAUGUGUAUCGUUGCCCUCCAAUU